Molecule: messenger RNA, 624 nt
Organism: Cebus imitator (Panamanian white-faced capuchin)
Lineage: Eukaryota; Metazoa; Chordata; Mammalia; Primates; Cebidae
Product: putative tripartite motif-containing protein 61
Molecular function (GO): zinc ion binding
Source: RefSeq, a predicted model, not a curated record
AUGGAAUUUGUGGCAGGCCUGGAUGUCCUCCGAGCAGUGGCUAGCUGUCCCAUCUGUCUGGACUGCUUGAAAGACCCAGUGAUCAUCAGUUGUGGGCAUAACUUGUGUCUCUCCUGUAUCAUUAUAUCCUGGAAGGAUCUAGAUGAUAUUCCCUGCCCUUUUUGCCACUUUUGCUGUCCAGAAAGGAAAUUGACAAGCAAUCCUCAGCUGGGUCGUUUGACUGAAAUUGUUAAGCAACUCCAGAUGAGAAGCAAGAGAAAGAGGCAAGAAGAGAAGCAUGUUUGUCAGAAACAUAAUCAGGUUUUGACCUUUUUCUGUCAGGAAGACCUAGAGCUUUUAUGUCCAAGGUGCAGUUUCUCCACUGGUCACCAGCUUCACUGUGUUUGGCACAUAAAGAAGGCUGCCUCCUAUCACAGGAAAAAAUUGGAGGAAUACAAUGCACCAUGGAAGGAGCGAGUGGAACUAACUGAAAAAAUCAUAACCAUACAAACCAGAAAAUCGUUAGAACUGAAGAAAAAGACAGAGUCUUGCUCUAUCACCAGGCUAGAUUGUAGUGGCACGAUCUUGGCUCACCACAACCUUUGCCUCCCAGGUUCCAGCGAUUCUCCUGCCUCAGCUUCCUGA